Molecule: messenger RNA, 315 nt
Organism: Staurois parvus
Lineage: Eukaryota; Metazoa; Chordata; Amphibia; Anura; Ranidae
Source: the annotation of a GenBank genome assembly
CAUCUCUUCCGUAAGCUGAACAGACCGGGAAAUGGACACCCCAAAGGGUUGCGUGCUACUUCUCCAAUGGGAAGGGUCAUCCUCAUAAACUCACCAUUAGAAGCCAACAGUGAUGAGAGUGAUUCAAUCCUUGCCAUCACGGUUGACAAAACUCCAGAUGGAAAAUUGGGGUUCAGUGUCCGAGGGGGUUCAGAGCAUGGCCUUGGGAUCUUUGUCAGUAAAGUGGAAGAAGGAAGCAGUGCAGAUCUAGCAGGUCUGUGUGUCGGAGAUAAGAUCGCCGAGGUGAAUGGUGUCAGUUUAGAGAGCAUAACUAUG